CUCGCGAGAGCGUUUGGCGACACUUCCUGCACAAGCCCGCGCGCGCGCCGGCGCGCUCUCUGGUACUGUCAGCAGCCUGAACCAUGAGGGUCGUCACUUGGAAUAUAAAUGGCAUAAGAGCCUUUAAAAACGGGAUCAAAAAGGUGCUGGACUCCUUCGACGCGGAUAUCAUUUGCGUUCAAGAAACAAAAGUCACGCGCGAGCUGUUGGACGAAAGGACCGCCAUCGUAGACGGCUACAACUCCUACUUUGGCUUCAGUCGAGGGCGCAGUGGAUACUCGGGAGUUGCUACGUUUUGUAAAGACACUGCCACACCAUGUGCGGCAGAAGAAGGGCUGACUGGGCUCCUUGCCAACCAUGGAGAGGCUGUCGGGCGCUGUGGUGACCAGAGUGCAUUCUCCAAUGAAGAGCUACAAUCACUCGACGGUGAAGGAAGGGCUGUCAUCACCCAGCACAAGUUCAGGGGAGCAGAAGGAUCGGAGACUCUGACGGUCAUUAACGUGUACUGCCCACGUGCAGACCCUGAGAAGCCCGAGAGGAAGCUUUUCAAGCUGCGGUUCUACAAGCUCCUCCAGAGCAGAGCUGAAGCUCUCCUGGGUCCUCAGAGUCAUGUGAUCGUGUUGGGGGAUAUUAACACCUCUCAUCGACCUAUAGAUCACUGUGACCCAAAUGAUGUGGAUAAUUUUGAAGAUAAUCCUAGCAGAAGGUGGCUGGAUGGCUUCCUAUUUGGGUCAAUGGUAAAUGAGAAUGCAGAUGAGAUGGAUGAUUCUGAGAUAUCUGGUGGGAAGUUUGUGGACACGUUCCGCCAUUUCCAUUCGACGCGCCCCAACGCCUUCACCUGCUGGUCCGCGCGUACAGGCGCCAGGCAGACCAACUACGGCACGCGCAUCGACUACAUCUUUGCCAGCCGUGCGCUGGUAUCCACAAGCUUCCUGAAUGUGGAGAUCAUGCCAGAGGUGGAUGGUUCUGAUCACUGCCCUGUAUGGGCACAGCUAAGCUGUACCCUCACACCCAGUCCCAGGUGUCCUGCUCUGUGCACCCGCUACAUGCCAGAGUUUGCCGGGAGGCAGCAGAAAUUGUCCCGCUUUCUUGUGAAGGUUUCUGAGCAACGGGAGGUUUCCAAAGACACCGAGGGGCCUUUGCCUGGAUCUCAAGAAGCUGGGGAGAUUUCUGAGAACCUCAGUCCUCUAGUUGCAGGGAUUAACACUGCAAAGAAAAGACCUUCAGAUGGACUACCAGAGUCCUCUGUCUUCAAGGGGAAAAGAAGCAAGCAUGUUAAAACAGUGCCUAAACCUCAGGGAAGCCUCCUGGCUUUCUUUAAGCCUAAACAGAGCUCAGUGGACCCUGAAGAGAGUGGCUUGGAUAGUGAAAGAUCUGGGCCUGAGAUCUCCCACAAAGGCACACAAAAUGAUGUCAAUGACUGUAAUGCAAUGCACAGCAUGCAACCAGAGUGGCACACCAAGGUCAAAGAGGAAACAAAUAAUUGUAGGGUUACAGAGCCUAAAGCUGAAGGAUCAUGUCAGGAUCAGAGCCAAAGCAAUGCCACAGUCUAUCAAGAGAGUAGGGAUAAGAAAGUAAUGGGUCCUGACUUUUGGAAAGCAGUUUUACAUGGACCGCCCCAACCACCACUAUGUAAGGCGCACGGAGAGCCUUGUGUGUUGCGUACUGUGAAGAAAGCCGGGCAUAACUUGGGCCGGCAGUUUUUUGUAUGCGCCCGCCCUCAGGGUCAUGCCUCCAAUCCACAGGCUAGGUGCAAUUUCUUUGCCUGGGUGGAGAAAGGCAAGUAGAAGCCUCUGGGCUCCCCCAUGUAAAUACUGUACAUAUCAUGCGGUGGUGCUGAGUGCUGCAGGAAUGUAGAUUAUGCUUUUACUGUAGAAAUAAAAGGUGUUUAUGCUUGUA
This is a messenger RNA of Electrophorus electricus (electric eel), 1899 nucleotides long. RefSeq names its product APEX nuclease (apurinic/apyrimidinic endonuclease) 2 (gene apex2). The record is from RefSeq and is a predicted model, not a curated record. Gene Ontology annotation, biological process: base-excision repair. Gene Ontology annotation, cellular component: nucleus. Gene Ontology annotation, molecular function: DNA binding; double-stranded DNA 3'-5' DNA exonuclease activity; phosphoric diester hydrolase activity. NCBI's taxonomy places the organism in Eukaryota, Metazoa, Chordata, Actinopteri, Gymnotiformes, Gymnotidae.